AGUUAGCAAAAGAGAGAGUUAUGAAGAUCUAAGCAAGUUUUUGAAGAGCUUUUAGAGAGGCCUUGAUCGGAUAGUUUCCUCUUAUCUCCAAUAUGUCGACCAUUGUAGAGAUGCUAGUUCACAUGGAUUGUGCAGGAUGCGAGAACAAGAUAAGGAAGUCUCUUCAAAAGCUUGAUGGAGUUGAUGAUGUCGAAAUAGACAUGGGAAUGCAGAAGGUGACAGUAGUAGGAUGUGUAGAGCAAAAGAAGGUCCUCAAGGCGGCACGCAAGACUGGAAGGAGAGCCGAGUUGUGGCCAUUCCCGUACAACCCGGAAUACCACAACUUUGCGCAGCAGUACUAUUAUGAUACCAACAGUAACUGUCACCCCUGAUACGAAAAUGACCUAAGCCGAGAGUACGCUGACAACAAUGAUCACCAAGGUUAUUGUUAUGAUCGUACAUCGAACGAAGAAUUAGAAACCUCUUCAUCUGCUUUCUCAUACAACUACUAUAAGCACGGCUAUGAAGGUAGUGAGUAUGGGUACUAUCAACGACCGCCGUAUUCCAGCAUUGUCGAUCAGCAAGCUAGCUCCUUGUUCAGUGAUGACAAUAUCAAUGCUUGCACUAUAACGUAGCGAGGGAGAGUGCGUGCGGGCACGGCGCGGGUACAUUUAUGUAUGGAAAAGAGGGUUUGAUUGCCAAAAUCACCUCUCAACUAUGGGCCAAGAUGCAACGUCCUUUGCAAUGUAACACCCUACAUUUUAGGCCGGGUUGUGAUUUACUCCCAAAAAAAUGCUAUGUUUUGGCUAUUGGCCUCCUGACUCUGAUUUUCGCAGAUCACCACAUCAACGAAAUCCGACAAUAUUAUAUUUUAGGCAAUAAAAUUAUCUUCUUCAUUCCUUUUCA
Molecule: messenger RNA, 885 nt
Organism: Punica granatum (pomegranate)
Lineage: Eukaryota; Viridiplantae; Streptophyta; Magnoliopsida; Myrtales; Lythraceae
Source: RefSeq, a predicted model, not a curated record